Messenger RNA from Rattus norvegicus (Norway rat), 4687 nucleotides. It is a transcript of the gene Pzp2, whose product is annotated as PZP alpha-2-macroglobulin like 2. The transcript has 36 exons. Bases 56 to 4558 code for a protein of 1500 amino acids. Gene Ontology annotation, molecular function: nerve growth factor binding; endopeptidase inhibitor activity; brain-derived neurotrophic factor binding. Gene Ontology annotation, cellular component: extracellular region. The record is from RefSeq and is marked validated. Lineage: Eukaryota; Metazoa; Chordata; Mammalia; Rodentia; Muridae.
GAUCAGAGUUCAGGGGCUGAGGGCUCAGACCUACCCUUCCCUGCCCCUGUCCACCAUGAGGAGAAACCAGCUGCCCAUACCAGUCUUUCUUUUACUGCUCCUGCUUCUUCCCAGAGAUGCCACCGCAGCUACUGGAAAACCACGAUAUGUGGUGCUGGUCCCCUCAGAGCUCUAUGCAGGAGUCCCUGAAAAGGUCUGUGUCCACCUCAACCACCUGAACGAGACUGUGACACUCAACGUAACUCUAGAGUAUGGAGUACAGUACUCAAACCUCCUCAUAGACCAGGCUGUGGAUAAGGACUCCUCCUACUGCAGCUCUUUCACGAUCUCAAGGCCGCUUUCACCCUCGGCUCUCAUUGCUGUGGAGAUAAAAGGACCAACGCACCACUUCAUAAAGAAGAAGUCAAUGUGGAUAACAAAAGCUGAGAGCCCAGUCUUUGUCCAGACAGACAAACCCAUAUACAAACCUGGACAGACAGUGAAAUUCCGAGUUGUCUCUGUGGACAUCAGUUUUCGCCCGGUUAAUGAAACGUUCCCCGUCGUUUAUAUUGAGAAUCCCAAGAGGAACAGAAUCUUUCAAUGGCAAAAUGUCGAUCUACCAGGAGGACUGCACCAGCUCUCUUUCCCACUGUCUGUUGAGCCAGCUCUAGGCAUCUACAAGGUUGUAGUGCAGAAGGACUCAGGGAAGAAAAUAGAACAUUCCUUUGAGGUGAAGGAAUAUGUUUUACCCAAAUUUGAGGUGCAAGUAAAAAUGCCCAAGACGAUGGCUUUCCUGGAAGAGGAACUUGUUGUAACUGCUUGUGGCUUAUACACAUACGGAAAGCCUGUUCCUGGUCUGGUGACAAUGAAAGUAUGCAGAAAAUAUACACAGUCCUACUCCAACUGCCAUGGCCAACACUCGAAAAGUAUCUGUGAAGAAUUCAGCAAACAGGCAGAUGAAAAAGGAUGUUUCAGACAAGUUGUAAAAACCAAAGUGUUCCAGCCCAGACAGAAAGGCUAUGACAUGAAGAUAGAGGUGGAAGCCAAGAUCAAAGAGGACGGAACAGGAAUAGAACUAACUGGUACUGGAUCAUGUGAAAUCGCAAAUACCUUAAGCAAACUGAAAUUUACUAAAGCGAAUACAUUUUACAGGCCUGGGCUGCCUUUCUUUGGACAGGUUCUUCUUGUUGAUGAGAAGGGUCAACCAAUCCCCAACAAAAAUCUAACUGUCCAAGUGAAUUCAGUUAGGUCCCAGUUCACUUUUACUACCGAUGAGCAUGGCUUGGCCAACAUUCUCAUCGACACCACCAACUUCACGUUUUCGUUUAUGGGAAUCAGGGUCAUCUACAAGCAGAACAACAUCUGCUUUGAUAACUGGUGGGUUGAUGAAUAUCACACACAGGCAGAUCAUUCUGCAGCUCGCAUCUUUUCCCCAAGCCGGAGUUAUAUUCAACUUGAACUUGUUCUUGGUACUUUGGCUUGUGGGCAAACUCAGGAGAUUCGGAUACACUUCCUCUUGAAUGAAGAUGCCCUGAAAGAUGCAAAAGACUUAACCUUUUACUACCUGAUCAAAGCAAGGGGAAGCAUCUUUAACUCAGGAAGCCACGUGUUACCGCUUGAACAAGGAAAAGUGAAAGGAGUAGUUUCCUUCCCAAUUCGAGUGGAGCCAGGCAUGGCUCCUGUGGCUAAGCUGAUUGUCUACACUAUUUUACCUAAUGAAGAACUUAUUGCUGAUGUUCAGAAAUUCGACAUUGAAAAGUGUUUUGCCAAUACGGUGAAUUUGAGUUUCCCAUCAGCACAGAGCCUGCCAGCCUCUGACACCCACCUGACGGUCAAAGCCACACCUCUGUCCCUGUGUGCCCUCACUGCGGUCGACCAGAGUGUGCUGCUACUGAAGCCCGAAGCCAAGCUCUCUCCUCAAUCAAUCUAUAAUUUGCUGCCACAAAAGGCUGAGCAGGGGGCUUACUUAGGACCCCUACCGUACAAAGGCGGUGAGAACUGCAUCAAAGCAGAAGACAUCACUCACAACGGCAUCGUGUACACACCAAAGCAGGAUCUGAACGACAAUGACGCAUACAGCGUUUUCCAGUCCAUAGGAUUAAAAAUUUUUACCAACACCAGAGUCCACAAACCACGCUAUUGUCCAAUGUAUCAAGCCUAUCCGCCUUUGCCCUACGUAGGAGAGCCUCAAGCCUUAGCUAUGUCUGCAAUCCCAGGAGCCGGCUACAGAUCAAGCAACAUUAGGACCAGCUCAAUGAUGAUGAUGGGCGCAUCAGAAGUAGCUCAGGAGGUAGAAGUAAGAGAGACAGUGCGGAAGUACUUCCCGGAAACCUGGAUCUGGGACAUGGUGCCGCUGGACUUAUCCGGUGACGGUGAGUUGCCGGUAAAGGUCCCUGACACCAUCACUGAGUGGAAGGCCAGUGCAUUCUGCUUGUCUGGAACUACUGGCCUUGGUCUCUCCUCCACCAUCUCCCAUAAAGUCUUCCAGCCCUUCUUCCUGGAGCUCACUCUCCCCUACUCUGUGGUUCGAGGCGAAGCAUUUAUCCUCAAAGCUACCGUACUCAACUACAUGCCUCACUGCAUUCGGAUCCAUGUGAGCCUAGAGAUGUCUCCUGAUUUCCUGGCAGUCCCUGUGGGGAGCCAUGAAGAUUCUCAUUGCAUCUGUGGAAAUGAAAGAAAAACCGUGUCCUGGGCUGUGACCCCAAAGUCGCUGGGGGAGGUGAACUUCACAGCUACUGCAGAAGCUUUGCAGUCUCCAGAACUGUGUGGCAAUAAGGUGGCAGAAGUGCCAGCCCUUGUACAGAAGGACACUGUAGUGAAGCCCGUAAUAGUCGAGCCUGAAGGAAUUGAGAAGGAACAAACGUACAACACACUGUUAUGCCCACAAGAUGCUGAGUUACAGGAAAAUUGGACACUGGAUCUUCCAGCCAAUGUGGUUGAAGGAUCUGCCAGGGCUACACAGUCCGUUUUGGGCGAUAUACUAGGCUCUGCGAUGCAAAACCUCCAGAAUCUUCUCCAGAUGCCCUAUGGCUGUGGGGAACAAAACAUGGUCCUCUUCGUCCCUAACAUCUACGUUCUGGAGUAUCUCAAUGAGACACAGCAGCUGACAGAGGCGAUCAAGUCCAAGGCCAUUAGCUACCUCAUCAGCGGGUACCAGAGGCAGCUGAACUAUCAGCACAGUGACGGUUCAUACAGCACAUUCGGGGACCGCGGUAUGAGGCACAGUCAGGGAAACACUUGGCUCACUGCAUUUGUGCUCAAGGCCUUCGCUCAAGCUCAGUCAUACAUCUAUAUAGAAAAGACACACAUCACAAAUGCUUUCAAUUGGCUCUCGAUGAAACAAAGGGAGAACGGUUGUUUCCAACAGUCUGGAUCCCUGCUCAACAAUGCGAUGAAGGGUGGUGUGGAUGAUGAAGUGACACUCUCUGCCUAUAUCACCAUUGCUCUGCUGGAGAUGCCCCUGCCUGUCACUCACAGUGUUGUUCGUAAUGCUCUAUUCUGCCUGGAAACGGCCUGGGCCUCCAUCUCAAACAGCCAAGAAAGUCAUGUCUACACAAAAGCACUGCUGGCCUAUGCCUUUGCCCUGGCAGGAAACAGAGCCAAGCGAAGCGAGGUGCUUGAAUCCCUAAACAAAGACGCUGUGAAUGAGGAGGAAUCAGUGCACUGGCAACGUCCUAAGAAUGUCGAGGAAAAUGUCCGGGAAAUGAGGUCCUUCUCUUAUAAACCGCGGGCCCCUUCUGCUGAAGUGGAGAUGACAGCUUACGUGCUUCUCGCCUACCUCACCUCUGCAUCUUCCCGGCCUACGCGAGACCUUUCUUCAUCGGACCUGACUACAGCAUCCAAGAUUGUGAAGUGGAUCAGCAAACAACAAAACUCCCAUGGGGGGUUCUCCUCCACUCAGGAUACAGUGGUGGCUCUUCAAGCCCUCUCCAAAUAUGGAGCAGCCACUUUUACGAAAAGUAAUAAAGAAGUGUCGGUCACCAUCGAGUCUUCAGGGACCGUCUCUGGGACUCUCCAUGUUAACAAUGGCAAUCGCCUGCUGCUGCAGGAAGUCAGGCUGGCAGAUCUGCCCGGAAAUUACAUCACCAAAGUGUCAGGGUCAGGAUGUGUGUACCUCCAGACAUCUCUAAAGUACAACAUCCUUCCGGAGGCAGAAGGAGAAGCGCCCUUCACUCUGAAGGUCAACACUCUCCCCUUAAACUUUGAUAAGGCAGAACAUCACAGAAAGUUCCAGAUCCACAUCAACGUAAGCUACAUUGGAGAACGACCCAACUCCAACAUGGUCAUUGUUGAUGUGAAGAUGGUGUCAGGCUUCAUACCUGUGAAGCCAUCCGUGAAAAAGCUCCAAGACCAGUCUAACAUUCAGAGGACUGAAGUGAACACCAACCACGUUCUAAUCUACAUUGAAAAGCUAACCAAUCAAACCAUGGGUUUCUCCUUCGCGGUGGAACAAGACAUUCCAGUAAAGAACUUAAAACCAGCCCCAGUAAAAGUCUACGAUUAUUAUGAGACAGAUGAAUUCGCCAUUGAAGAAUACAGCGCCCCUUUCAGUUCUGACUCUGAACAAGGAAAUGCUUAAAAAUAGGAACCUAUAGAUUUCCUCAGAAAGACUCCUCCACACGUGAAGAACCAAGACAGCAAGAUAAAUGGAAAGGAAUUAAAAACCCAUAAAAUUUAUAUGUUGAAUAAAGUUACGACAUUUACAAAC